AUGCUGUGGGACUACAUCGUUGUUGGUGGUGGCCUGGCCGGUUCAGUUGUCUCGAACCGCCUGUUGGGUCUGAACAACAGCCCCAACAUUCUGGUCAUCGAAGCUGGCCCCAAUGCCAACGAUCGGCAGGACAUCGUCUGGCCAAAUGGCACUGGUGGUGCAGACCUUCGAUGGAACGUUCCUACCGCGCCGCAAGUCAACCUCAACAACCGGACCCUCGACAUCUUUCUAGGCACCGGUUUGGGAGGCGGCACUUUGAUCAAUGCUGGAAACUGGGUUCGAGGCGAGAAGGCCGACUACGACGAAUGGGGAGCUACGGUUGGCGAUGACCGCUGGUCAUAUGCCGGUCAGCUUCCCUUCAUGAGGCAGUCCGAAGUCUUCCAACACCCCGACCGGAACCAGGAACAACACGGCUACAUUGGCGACGUCUUUGCUCAAACGGUCACGUCGACAAGCAGACCCUUCCCUCUUCGCGAAUACGUGCUCCAGUCGUGGAAUGAGAUUGGAGUACCUACCCUGCCGGGGCUUGAUGGCAACGCAGGCAAUCCUCUUGGCGUUGGUGACUUUUCCGAGAACAAGCACAACGGUCGAAGAAAGAUCGCUUCAAUGAUCUAUCCGCUCGAUGGCAUUACUGUGCUCGCUGAUACUCUAGUCGAGAAAGUGCUUGUCUCUACGAAUGGAACAAUACAUACAUCCGGAGUUCAGCUUGCAAAUGGCACGCAGAUUAUCAGCCGACGAGUCAUCCUAUCAGCCGGCGCCCUUCGAACGCCUCAGAUCCUCAUGCUCUCCGGCAUUGGUCCUCGUGAUGAGUUAGAGCGCCAUGGUAUCGAGAUUAAGGUCGAAUCGCCUGAAGCCAUCAGGAACCCAAAGGAAGGCUGGAUCCCAGGUUCCGGAAACCCACUCUUCGACCAGGAGCAGUAUGGAUGGGGCAAGCCGCAGGAUUUCAUGGUGUCCACAUCCGUCGAUGCACAGGGCUUGGCUGCAGCGAUCGAAGCCGACGAGGGCGUGGCGCCGGAUCUGAGCACGCAUCGUUUGCUUCAGCAGAAUCGUACUCUCUUGGAGCAUGUGUUCCAGUACUUCAGCUACGGAGGUGGUGCAAGUGGAAGCACCGUCAGCUUCACGUCUAUCCUCUUUCUCUCGACCUCUCGGGGAACCGUUACUCUUGCCUCCACCAACGCGAGGGACUUCCCGGUCGUCGAUCCCAACUACUUCGGUACCAACUUUGACCGAUACGCGCACCGAGAGGCUCAGCGCCUGCACGAGAUCCUUGGAGGUGAGAUCAUUUCUGAGGGGCAGGAUGCUCUUACAGAAGGGAUCCUGGACGAUGCCCUGAACAAUCGUCUUCGCGCGUCUGUCCGAUCUGCCUUUCAUCCCUCUGGCACCGCGUCUAUGGGAAAGGUUGUGGACAAUGACCUGAAGGUGAAGGGACUCGAUAACCUGUUCGUGGUGGACACUUCAGUGUUCCCUGUCCCGAUCGCUGCCCACUUGCAGGUUGCGACUUACGCCCUCGCUGAGCAAGCUGCAACCAUCAUCCCUCAGAUUUAG
Messenger RNA from Colletotrichum aenigma, 1545 nucleotides. It is a transcript of the gene pno, whose product is annotated as Pyridoxine 4-oxidase. Lineage: Eukaryota; Fungi; Ascomycota; Sordariomycetes; Glomerellales; Glomerellaceae. The record is from RefSeq and is a predicted model, not a curated record. The transcript is spliced from 5 exons. The coding region runs from base 1 to 1545 and encodes 514 amino acids. Gene Ontology annotation, molecular function: oxidoreductase activity, acting on CH-OH group of donors; flavin adenine dinucleotide binding.